Rhodotorula graminis WP1 is the source of this 3039-nucleotide messenger RNA. RefSeq lists its product as uncharacterized. Gene Ontology annotation, molecular function: small GTPase binding; actin binding. The record is from RefSeq and is a predicted model, not a curated record. Gene Ontology annotation, biological process: actin cytoskeleton organization. The transcript has 8 exons. NCBI's taxonomy places the organism in Eukaryota, Fungi, Basidiomycota, Microbotryomycetes, Sporidiobolales, Sporidiobolaceae. The coding region runs from base 1 to 3039 and encodes 1012 amino acids.
AUGCACGCACCACCCGCUGCUCCCUCCUCCCCGUCCAAGCGCGCGGGCAUCCUCCGCCAGCUCGUCACCGGCGUGCAGCCCACCGACCGCGAGACGCACGCUCAGCGGUGGCAGCGGCCUCUGCUCGGGCCACGGUCGCCGAGCCAGACCAAGGACGUCGGGCCAGAGCCGCAGAACAAGGGCGGGCACCGCGUGUCGGCCCUCGUCCAGGGCUACGAGGCGAGCCUCACGGCCAACUCGCGGCGGUACGAGGCCCUCCCUCCCGGUCCGCCGUCGCCGCACAAGGGCACAUUCGCUCUCGACAUUCCGACGAGCUCGCCACGCGCUUUCGGCGACCGCCAGCCGCACGCACCUGCGUCCCCUACUUCCCCCGCUCGCCAGCCCAGCACCUCGCCGACCGUCCCUGCCGCCUUCUUCCAGCGCCAGCAGUACCGCAACGCGCCCGCCGAGACCCUCAUCAAGUUUACCCCCACCCCGAUCGGCAAGGAGAACCAGCCUCGUCCCGCGCAGGCGCGCGCUCCCUCCGUCCCUCGUCCACAAAUCGGCGCCCACCCUACCUCCCUCACCCCGUCCGCCCCGUCAGCGCCGUCCACCCGCUCGCCUACGUCGAGCGCCACGUUCAGCUCGGGCACGGACGUCUCGUGCGUCACGAGCGCGAUGACGGACCUGACGAUGGCCACGAGGUCGAGCGACUCGACGCACGCGAGCAGCCUCGUCACCAACUCGGCCGAGGGCGCCUACGUCGGCGUCGCCUCCGUCGUGCGCGUCGUCCAGGACCCGUCGCCUCGCAAGGCGCCGUCGCCGCGACCGCCGCAAAUCGUCGAGACGGCCGCGACGCCGGCGCGCUCGGCGGGCAUGCCGCGCAGCGCUCGGCCCCUGUCGCCCGCCUACAUCACGUCGCACCCGUCGUUCCAGUCGGCUGCUACCGCCACCGAGCGCGACCAGUACCCGGUGCGCCCAGACGGGCCGGUCCCCUUUGAGCGCCCGCUCCUCGCGCAGCGCUCGACGUCGUCGUUCGUCGAGGCGUUGCCGGCGUCGUACCCGCGCGGUGCGCUGAGCCCGUCCUCGUCGCAGUACCAGCCGCUCCCGCUCGACGCGUCGCCCAGGCUCGGCAGCCUCGAGGACGAAAAGGCGCCGUCCGCGACUCGUCAGCAGGCGCGUCGCACGAGGCCGAGGGCGUCGAGUCUCGGCGCAGGCCUCAAGGCGCCGUACGUCGAGCACAAGAUGCAGGAGUCGGCCGAGGACAAGGCGUCGAGGGUCGAGCGCGACUUUGAGCGUCUACUCAAUAUGAUGCAGCUCCCCGACCUCACCGUCCGCACGCGCAUGCUCGGGCUCGCCCGCCCCCUCAAGGAGGAGAUGCUCCGCGCCGCCGCCUCGAACCCUUCCCCCUCGACCUCGACCUCGUCCACCCUCGGCCCGCCCGGCCGCCCGACCCACACCCGCGGUCGCUCGCUCAACCUGUCGGCCUCGCAGUCGUCGAGUGAGAGCGGCGACGCGUCGGGCCGCAAGGCCAAGAAGGACGGCGGCGGCGCCUUCCGGUCGUUCCUCCGCAAGGCCAAGUCGGGCGGCUCCCUGCGCGCUCAAGCCGCCGCUCAGCAAAAGAGCCAGGACAAGGACGCCGCCCUUACCAUGGCGCGCCCCUCGUCCCGUACCCGAUCGCGCUCGCACUCGCGUUCGGCGAGCGGGGCGAGCAUCGGCGGCGGCGGCGGGCUCUUCCGCAGCCUCGGUCGGUCAGGCGGCGCCGUCGCAGCUGGGCAGCAUGUCGGCGGUGGCGCGCAGGAGGGCGAGGACGCGCCGUACUGGGCGGCGAGGUUGCGGAGCGCGACGUGUGCAGCGCUCGAGGCCAAGGAGCUGGGGCGGCUGAGGGCGAGGCUGCGGAACGAGGCGCCAACCUGGGUCGACGAGUUCAUCAAGAGCGGCGGCUACAUCGGCCUUCUCGAGCGGCUCAAGGAGUUGCUCGACAUGGAGUGGCGCGAGGAGCAACACGACGACCAGGUCCUGCACGAGCUCCUGCGCUCCUUCAAGGCGCUCACGAUGACGGCGUGCGGCAAGCGUGCCCUCGCCUCUCACUCGCCAACGCCGUUCCUGCCGAUGGCCGCCCUCCUCUUCUCCGAGAAGCGCCCGGGCGACCUCCCCUCGCGCCAGAUCCUCGUCGAGCUCCUCCUCGCCCUGUACGACAUCUGCCCGCCCAACGCCGACUCGGUGCUCAAGUCGGCGUGGGCCAACUCGUCCGUCUCGCUCGAGCCGGCCGCGCUCUCGCCGGUCGCGCCCUCGUCGUCGACCCUCGACUCGAGCGUCGGCAGCGGCGGCGUGCGACGCUACACGCGCAAAGCCAAGUCGGGCGACGACCAGUCGAACGGCGUCGUCGAGCGCGACGAGGUGCUCACGGCCGAGCGGGUCCAGCAGGCGCACCGUCUCGUGCUUAGCCUGCUCGAGGGCCCGCCGAGCGAGGACGAGGAGCGCAAGGUCGACUUUAUCCUCGCGGCGCGCAAGCCGAGGCUGUACAAGACGUGGGUCAAGGAGAUGAGCGACACGGUCCGCGACUAUUUCUGGAUCUUCUGCCACUCGGACAACCUGUACUGGACGCUCGAGCAGAUCAACGCCGACGAGAUCGAGGCGCCCAAGGUGCCGAGCGGCAUGACGGGCGGUGUCGAGCACGAGGCCAUGACCUACUGCGCUACGCACUUCCGCCUCAUCAACGCUAUCGCGCGAGCGUGCCCGACGCAGCAAGCCGCGUUCGACUUUCACGACCAACUCUUCCUCAGCGGCUUCGAGCGCGUCCUCUUUACGCUGCGCCGCGCGAGCCUCGUCUACUACCAGACGCUCCAUCUCGAGAUGAGCCGGUACAUCGCGCUCGCGCGCUCGGCCCAUUUCAACCUCGGCCCGCGCAUCCUCGCGUGCGUCGACCGCCGGUUCCUGAGCGCCGAGGAGCGUCUCGUCUUGCGCCAGGCCGCCGAGCGGCGUGCGGGGGCGUCUCGGUCGGGCGACAAGGCGUUCACGUCGAGUCACGGCGCGCCGCAGAUCGGCAACAUCUUCUAG